CUAUAUUAUAGUUACAGGUGUAGGUAUUUAGUGUGUAAGUGGUAGACACAAUUCAUUCACAUCCACCAAUACUGUUGUCCCAUUUUACAACAAGAGAGAAAGAACGUUGUGUGUCGAUGUGGUUUCAUGCAGCAGACACGACAGUCCUGUUGUAGGGUUCAGUCAUCAGCAUUUUAUUGAUUAACAGCGCCACCCUGUGGCUCCCACGUGUAUCCGCAUCAGGAUGAGUCGUUCACAUAGAAGAAGUCGCAAAUAAUUGCACUCUAAUCAUGGCGGUGGAGGCGAACUUAAAUCUUUGUUUACACUAAUUAAAGCGGAUAUACAUUAUUCUAAUAUUGACUGCCUUUAAUGCACUUCAGUCAUUCAUCUUCUACCGCUUUAUCCUCCUGCCAAUCCUAGCUUUUACAUUACAUGUCAUUUAGCAGACGCUUUUACCCAAACCGACUUACAAUAAGUAAGCAGACUUUGGGCGACUCUGGCCAGCUCAUCAGUCCUUCACACGGUGACAAACGACCAUGCACACUCACACCUAUGGUCAAUUGUGUCAAAUUUGCCAUAUCCAAAAAUCUGCCUGUUUUUUGAACUGCGGGAGGAGACCGGAGAACCUGGAGAACAUGCACACACCACACCAGAUGGUGGGGGUAAUGCGCCAUAUCGUUGUUUGCAAUCGCCACGAAGAAGAAGAAGGCGGCCCACAAUACAUUGCGCUUCCAUCAUGGCGUCUGUCGAACUUUUGUGACAACAACAUCCGCCAACAAGACCUCGCCGCAACUUAAGGAAAAGGGGGCUGUGCUGCGAGGUGGAUCAGCAACCUUUCAGACACGAGGAUGAGACUGUUGACGCUGUUAAAACGAAUCCAUAAACCCGUUUACACCUGCUCUCAGCCUUGUCUGAGCUCACAUGCUAGCAGCGGCCAGUUAGCUUCCGGAGGUCAGGCUUUAAUCUCAGGCUCCAGCCGGGAGUUGGUGCAGAGUCUCGUCUCACAGGUGGAGGUGAGGACGGCCUUCAUCUCAGAGGAGGAGGAGGCGGCUCUCCUACGAGAGCUGGAGCCGGGCCUGAAGAAGAAACGCUAUGAGUACGACCACUGGGACGAUGCCAUUCAUGGUUACAGAGAGACUGAGCGCGUAAGGUGGACAACAACGUGCGAGGAGGUCUUGAAUCGUGUCCGAUCUGUAGCGUUUCCGGAGGGAAGUCCACUCCUCGGACCUGUCCAUGUUCUAGAUCUGGACGAGAAGGGCUACAUCAAGCCUCACAUCGACAGUGUUAAGUUUUGUGGUAACACUAUUGCUGGGUUGAGUCUUCUGUCAGAUUGUAUCAUGCGUUUGGUGAAGGAGGAUGCUAACAAUGAAUGGCUGGACCUGAUGCUGCCUCGACGCUCCCUAUAUAUAAUGAGGGACCAGGCCAGAUAUAACUUCACUCAUGAAAUCCUGAAAGACGAGGACUCUGUUUUCAAUGGACAGAGAGUGCCUCGGCAGCGUCGCAUCUCGGUGAUCUGUCGAAAUCUUCCAGGCUAAGGCCCCCACUAUCGCAAUAAGGAUAAUAUAACUUGAAUGUAAAGGACUGUGUCAGGGAUCUUCAUUGUUGAAGAAAUCACUGAAAGACAUGUUGGGAAGUGGUUUGUCGUGGGCUGUCCUGAGCACUGUGAGCUCAUAAAAAAUGAGACUGAGGAGGCCGAAGACGACUUUGUGUAUUGAUUUCAGUAAAUUCUAAUAGUCAUGUGUAUGACUGGUUUUAUUAAAUUAAAAGUUCUAAUUUA
Messenger RNA from Solea solea (common sole), 1756 nucleotides. RefSeq names its product alkB homolog 7 (gene alkbh7). The transcript is spliced from 4 exons. Bases 828 to 1514 code for a protein of 228 amino acids. NCBI's taxonomy places the organism in Eukaryota, Metazoa, Chordata, Actinopteri, Pleuronectiformes, Soleidae. Gene Ontology annotation, biological process: DNA damage response; fatty acid metabolic process. The record is from RefSeq and is a predicted model, not a curated record. Gene Ontology annotation, cellular component: mitochondrial matrix.